Aphis gossypii (cotton aphid) is the source of this 2905-nucleotide messenger RNA. RefSeq lists its product as uncharacterized. The transcript is spliced from 8 exons. The record is from RefSeq and is a predicted model, not a curated record. Bases 210 to 1835 code for a protein of 541 amino acids. NCBI's taxonomy places the organism in Eukaryota, Metazoa, Arthropoda, Insecta, Hemiptera, Aphididae.
CACUCCCGGCACUCAGUCAGUUGUUUUCCAACGUUUUUCGCGCGUUGACUGUUUUUGGUGUCCAAACGGUUAGUUGUGACGAGUGCGAUAUUAAUAUAAUUUUUGCCGAGUGCUUAAUUUUCCGAUUAGAUUUCAAGUAUUAAAAAGCUGCAUACCAGACGUCACAAGUCCGGCGGCGAUGCAUCCGGCAUUCCGUUUGAGCCAGUGACAUGGCCACGUUGUCGUCAGCUUGCACCAGUUACGUACGCCAGCAGCCCGGACAACCUUUAAAAACGCUAAACGUCACGAACGCCAUUCUCCGGACGGACAAAGGACAAGCGUCGUCGUACCGGCCACAAUGCACCGCGAAACGAAAAAGCGCCGUCGAACUAUUACAAGAAACAAAAUCACUUUACGUCAAAUCGGAAACAGUACUCGACAGGAAACAAGAACUCAGACGGAGUCUCCGAAGCAGCGGUUCUUCCGACAAGGGAUCGUCAUCGCAUGACAUAGCUUCCGGUUGUUAUAACUAUAAAGGUAACUGCUGUAAUUGGUCGAGUGGAAGUUAUACUUGUCUGCCACCACCUAAAAGCCCUCGACUAGUAGCUGGAUGUCAAAGAAAGUCCACUGCAGAUUCACAACAAUUACAAAAUGAUCUCAGACGUCUAUUGAAUACUGAUUCUAAAGAAAACUUAUUCGACGCAACUUCGGUGUUUCUUGACGAUGUCAUCGUUCCUCCACCGGUACAGUAUCGCCGAUCGAUAUCGCACGGCCAACAGCAGCAGCAGCAGCCGCAUCAAUCAUGCUGUUGUGGAUUAUCAGCCGCUUGCCACAAAUCACUUCCGGAUCUCACGGAUGCCGCGGAAACGAUUACAGAUGUGUCAACGCCGGCGGUGGCGGCAGGUCCGAUCCGCCGUUGCCGACGUUCAGUGUCUUCGGGAUCUGUAGCUGCUGGAAACGAUGAUGACGAAGAUGGCGACGAUGACAUUUUCGAAACCUCCUGCAGCAUACCAUCUCCUCAAGGAUUUGGAAACAAGUCCAGACAAGACGAAACGGACGCGGUCGCCAACGUAACCUCUUUCCCGGAUUCAUUGAGCCUAACCAGUUACAAAACGGAUGCCAGAUGGCAACAGUCUGCUCACGGAGGAACCGGAAGUUCGAUCGAAGAGGAAAAUGACGACGAAGUCGGUGGCGUUUCUCCGCGCUCGUCCGCAUCGCCCGUCAAGUCUACCGUGUCGCAUGGCCGCUGGCGGCCACAGACAGCUGGAGCGGCGACCGGUGGACAAGAACUGUCGCCCCCCGCUGUUCCGCUACGCCGGCAUCAAUUACCGACGACGACCGAUGAGUUCCGCGGUCGGCCGAUAUUACGUAGCAAGUCGGACGUGGGUCACCGGGCGCCCAAUUUGCUGAGUCUAUUGCCGGCGGCGGUGGAUAAUCCCGACGAUCGACACGAAUACGAUCCCGAUCAGUUGGAGAACUUUUUCGGUCAUCUGGGUCUCGACCCCGAGGAGUACAAGUGGAUCAUAAAAACCGAUUCGGAAACGGGCUCACAGGUAUGUUUCGGCGACUCGAACAGCUCGGUGGGCUCUGUGAGCGGCGGCAGCAACAACAACAACAACGCAAACGCCGACGGACUUUGGGAAGGCGGUGACGUUCGGAAGGACACCGAUGGCUGUGACGUAAGAACGGGUGGACCGAUCGGUGCAGGUUGUAUCGGGAAAUCCGGUGGUGGAUCGUCCUCAUCCGAAUUGCCGUCCAUCGUCGAGCGGAACGCCAGAAUCAUAAAAUGGCUGUGGAACUGCCGGAAAGCGAAUUUGCAGCAGACGUUAUUGCCACCGACGCCUUCCUCGACUUAGCACCCGGAUUUAAAUAUAAACGCGAAAACCCAAGCUCCCUCCCCGCUGCACUUUUGUCGUAUCCGUGCACCGAGCAAUCGGCUCGUGGUUUCGGUUCUGACAUAACUUGUACUACUUAUAUUUAACCACCAAUAAUUUCUACUUAUUUACAAAUCAACAUAUUGAGACCACGGUUUUAAUAUAAUAUUAUUAUUCAUAAUACAAUAUUAUAUUAUAUAUUUAUGUACCUAAUUUAAAUUUUACAACAAUAUUAUAUAUUAUGUAUACGUGAUAUUAGAAAAAAAUACUUUUACGGAUUAACCGAGUACUUCCGUCUCAUAACUUAUUGACAAUAUAUUAUUAUAUUAUAUUAAAAUAUUAAACUAUAUAUUAUAUAAAUACAUUUUGAAUUAAAUAUUAUAUAUUUUAUUAAUUUAUUUUAGAUAUUUCGAAUUUAAGUAAGAUUUUCAAAACAUAUUUAUAUAUAUUAUAUAAUAUUAUUAAAUAGGUGUUUUAAUUAUUACUGUUAUUAUUAUUGCUUAGUUAUAGGCCGUCAUCGUUAUUUUAAUAUAAUGUAUAGCAAUUCAUUUGUGUACGUUUGUACGGCCUAAUAUUAUGUACCAUCAAUGUAUUUACUAUUUAGAAUUAGGACCAAAAUAUUCUAGUCUCAAAAGUUGAAUUUUACUAUGUUAUCAUGUUAUUAUUGCGUGCGUUGGAUAUUACUUCGUGUUUUUGAAUUAUUUUUAAAUAAUUUUUAUUAUUUUAUUGUUGUACGUAUAUAGGUACUGUUUUAGAUAGGUACACGGUACGCGAGAUGAAGUAUUAAUUCAGUGCUCGAAUUUAAAAGAAAAUUAGGCGGGACAUGCAAAAGUAUAAAAAAAAAUUGUACCUAACCCCCUCCAAUUCAAGCACUGCAUACUAUAAAAUUAUUGUACGACUUUUACGUUAUAAAAAAAAAAUAUAAUACCUACAAUUUACAUUGUGUGAUUCUCUUCGUGUAAACUAUAUAAAUUUGAUUCUUGUUAAAAAUGUAUGCAUGUAUACUUAUUAUUCUGUAUAAUAUAUUAUGUACGAUAGCAAUCGAUUACUUA